GGGAUUUCUGUCAGUAUGCAAUGUGUGCAGCUAACACGCUAGCAGAGCAAAGAUAACUUAUCUACGACUAACUUGCUCCUCUUCACAAACAAGUCAGCUCUGAGUGACUCUUAAAAUGGAUUUGGAAGAUGACACCACUGUGUUCGCAACAUUGAAGUCCUUCAAUUCCUUCAUCAGCCGCACUGAGCCUCCACAGCGACUGUCAGAGCACUCAGCGGGUAGUGGAAACCUGCAGAGUCAGUACAAACGCAGCAUGGAGUUGUUGGAGGCAGCAGAGAGGGUUCACUCUCAGAAUCGGUACCUUCAGCUGGACCAAGAGAAGAAGCAGAUGGAGCUGAGUCACAAGCGAGCUCGGUUUGAAUUGGAGAAGGCUGCUUCUGAUAGUGCACGAGACUUGGAGCAUGAGGUUGACCGGAACCAGGACCUCCUGGGGCGAAUAAAAAAGUUGGAGGAGAGAGAGACCGGAGCAGCUAAGAACCUAUCAGAGCAAGUAGAGGCAAAUCGUACUCUCCGUAAAAACCUGGAGAGCCUGAACAAGAAACUGGAGGAGCGAGACAUUAGAUUGAACACUGCUAACCAGACCAUCAGUUCUUUGAAGGAUGAGAUCAGAGAGCUGAAGCAGAAGGUUCAAAACCAAGACUCAACAAUUUCUACUCAAUCUCUGGAAAAACAGGAACUGCAGGAACAAUUAGAUCUACAACGCAGGAAGUAUCAGGAAGUGUCUCAGCUUUGCCAAAGUCUCCAAGCUGCCCAGUCCUCCUGUUCAGACCACAUCAUCAAGAUUAAGGAGCUGGAGAGACGUCUUGCCCUCCAGGAGCAAGAUGUCGCCAUUGUGAAGACUGUUAAGGCAGAGGUGGCGAGGGUUCCAGACCUGGAAAAGGAGUUGAAGCGCCUCCGAGAGGAUAAUGCCUUUCUCAGGGAGAACAGAGAGAAUUGCAGCCUGUUGAAAGAGGAGGUGGAGGGGCUGAGGAGGAAGCUGGAGAGGAUGGCUAAGACAAAAGAAGAGCUGGUCAAUAUGGAACUGGAGAAGGAGCGGUUGGCAGAGAAGCUACAAGCCUGGGAAAACCUAGGCCAAUCUACAGGACUCAACAUCAGGAAACCAGAGGAUCUGUCCAGGGAGGUGAUUCAGAUCCAGCAGAGAGAAUUUGCUCUGAAAGAGCAGAACUACACACUCAACAGCCGUGUGAGGAGUGUGGAGCGUUCACAGUCUGAGCUUCGUGCAGAGCUGUCCCAGCAGCGCAGCAAGACUCUGGAGGAGCAGAAGAAGAGGGAGACACAGGAAGCUCUUGUCCGUCGGCUACAGAAGAGAGUACUUUUAUUAACCAAGGAGCGUGAUGGAAUGCGGGCCAUACUCGAGUCGUACGACAGUGAACUGGCACCUACUGAGUAUUCUCCUCAACUCAGUAAACGGCUCAGAGAGGCAGAGGACUUGCUGCAAAAGACGCAGAACCACAAUACAGAGAUGGAGGCCCAGCUGAGCAAAGCACAGGAAGAGACAGGGGCUCUGAAACUGCAGCUGCAAACAGUGGAGCUGGAGCUGGAGUCUGUGAAGAAGCAGCAGGCCUCUGCUGCUGACAGCAGUUCUUUAGUGAACAAAGAAGAGGUCAGCAUACUCAGACAGAAAAUUGAAGAUUUAGAGGCAGAGCGGCAACGUUUGGAGGAGCAGAACAACAUUCUGGAGCUGAGACUGGAGAGACACAACCUUCAGGGAGACUAUGAUCCAGUGAAAACCCGAGUUCUCCACUUCAAAAUGAACCCUACCACUGUUGCCAAGCAACAGCGGCAGCAGGAAGUUGAGGCUCUUCGGGAGGAAGUGACGCGUCUCAGGGAACUUGUGCGCUCAUUGCAGGAUGGAGGCGCUCUGGUCCAUUCACAAGAUGAGUCCAGUAUGAACACCCCCAGCCUCGGCCUCAGUUUGCCGCCAUCAAAGGAGGUGCUGGAUUUGCGUAAGCAGAUGGAGAGCUCAGAGCUCAGGAACAAGAGACUGAAGGAGGUGUUUCAGAGGAAAAUUCAGGAGUUCCGCACAGUCUGCUAUGUCCUGACUGGCUAUCAAAUAGACAUCACCACCGAGAACCAAUACAGGCUCACCUCGGUCUAUGCAGAGCACAUGGACGACUCCUUGCUCUUCAAAAAGGGCUCCAAUGGAAGCAUGCAGCUCAUGGAGACCGAGUUCUCCAAAACUCUGGGAGAGAUGGUGGCCCUUCACCUGCAUCACCAGAAGAGCAUCCCGGCGUUCCUCUCCGCCGUGACCCUCGACCUCUUCAGCCGACAGACCACAAUCUGAAGAUAUUCACAGCGUGUUCAAAAUGUGUCGGUAUUUCUCAACAACUCUUGACAUGCGAGCAGUGCAGUCAGCGCUGUGUUGUGGAGGAUGAACACCUUGUUUGAUGGAAUCCUUCCCGCUUACAUUCAAACGCCUAAGAAAGCUACUCGGUGUCCCUAUUUGUACGCUGAAUAUUUCAUCAAUGACACUUUGAGAAAUACAUUUUUCCUUUAGAGAACAAAGUUGUCAUGAAAAUGACACACAAAAGACGCUGAUGUUUGGAUUUGAAGCUUGUUUUUUAUUUUUAUUAUUUUUUUUUUUUUUUACAGUGGGAGUUUGAGAUGCAUUUCCCACCGAGUUUAAUUCACACCGCGUGAAGCCAAAGAAACGUUGGUGUGGUUCUCUGCAUCUGCAGCAGAUGUGUUUUGCAUUGUCUUCACUGGCUGAGUCUCCGUCAGCUCUUUUUUAUUCUUCCUCUCUCUCUCUCGGGCCUUACAAUUAGUCCAAGCCAGUCUAAAAACAGUGUUAAAGGAAUCAGUUUGAAUACAAAAUCUGGGAUUUUUUUCCCUUUUGCUCAUUGAUGUCCUGGAAUAUAUCAGAAUCUGAAGUUAGUUUUCAUCAGCAUGCGACAUUGUCAGUGCCGUACACAUGAUUCUAUUGUUUUAAUGAGUGUUUAUGAGUUUGAAUUGGAGAUAAAAUCUAAACUCAAGUUUCCUGCAUUCGUCUCUCCCUGGUGCCGAGACAAGAGCCGACAGCAGCACGUUCAAAAUGAGCUCUACGGUUAUCCGUUGCAAAAAAAAAAAAACAAAAAAAAGAAAAACAAUAUUUGAUCUUUGAUAGCCUCACCAUGUUCAAAAUAAGCA
Chelmon rostratus (copperband butterflyfish) is the source of this 3126-nucleotide messenger RNA. It is a transcript of the gene mad1l1, whose product is annotated as mitotic arrest deficient 1 like 1. The transcript is spliced from 19 exons. Gene Ontology annotation, cellular component: kinetochore; mitotic spindle; nuclear envelope. Gene Ontology annotation, biological process: attachment of mitotic spindle microtubules to kinetochore; mitotic spindle assembly checkpoint signaling. The record is from RefSeq and is a predicted model, not a curated record. The coding region runs from base 116 to 2284 and encodes 722 amino acids. Lineage: Eukaryota; Metazoa; Chordata; Actinopteri; Chaetodontiformes; Chaetodontidae.